Molecule: messenger RNA, 2082 nt
Organism: Letharia lupina
Lineage: Eukaryota; Fungi; Ascomycota; Lecanoromycetes; Lecanorales; Parmeliaceae
Exons: 3
Coding region: 1-2082 (693 amino acids)
Molecular function (GO): protein binding; ADP binding
Source: RefSeq, a predicted model, not a curated record
AUGGCACUACAAAUGACACCUGCGGCAAUACCGCCACCGCCACUUAGAGACUCGAUCGGCUCCAUGCGGUUUCCUAUUCACACAGACCGGCCCCUCCAGAACUACAAAUUCUCCGGCCGGGAAGAUGUGCUGAUCGGCAUCGAUUCUGCCUUGAGGCCUUCAAAAUCGUCAUCGAAUACCACUGGACUAGUAUCUUGCACUAUCCACGGCAUUGGAGGGGUCGGAAAAACACAAGUCGCACUUCAGUAUACCUACUCCUGCGCAGAUAAGUUUGAUGCCAUCUUUUGGCUGCGAGCCGAGACUGUAGCCGAGCUGGUAAGAUCUUAUGCGAUGAUUACGGAGAGAUUAAAACGUUCCAUGAGCUCUGCUACAAAUAGUCGCAAUGGUAGCCAGGAGCAUGAUUCAAACCUGGAUGUCAUGGAAGUUCGUGAAUGGCUUGAGACUACCGAGACACGUUGGCUACUCGUUUUUGACAAUGUUGACAGUUUCAACCACAUCAUCGACUACAUUCCCCGACACGCUACGUCGGGAGCGAUAUUGGUCACCACCCAGAUCCCCGACUUCCCUCAAAUUACUCAAGCCUCGUUGACCUGGCCGCUGCUAAGCCUGAGUCGUACUGAGGGCACGAGGCUCUUGUUUAGGACCUUGAACCGCGACGCCAAAGAUGACGAAGAGGAAGUCAUCGCAAGUGAGAUUUCGGACUUCGUAGGCCACCUACCUCUGGCCUUGACCACCAUAGGUGGAUACAUCAAAGCCACUAUGACCACGGUCCCCGAAUUUCUCUCUAGCCUGCUGGCCUCGAAUGCGAUAUGGGAGAAAAGCAGUGGCCCAGGAUAUGCUGAUGAGAGCACAUAUAGUAAAAGUCUGAGCACCGUCUUUGACAUUGCCUCCAAGAAUCUGUCAGCCGACGCGCAAACAUUGUUGAACGUAAUGGCAUUUCUGAACCCAGACAUGAUUCCUGAAGAAAUGCUCUUGUAUAACCAUACCGACCCGUCGCUGCAGUUCCUGUCUCAAAACAAGUCGUACUACGAGAUCAUAAAAAACCUCAAUGUCCGCCAACUCGUCAAAAGGGAAGCACCUUCAGGUGGCCAGACAUAUUUCUCUGUUCACAGAUCACUUCAGUUGAGCAUUCUGCAUCGGCUGAGCCAGAAUACAAAAGGUCGCCAGGAAGCUUUCAUGCAGGCAUUUGCCUUAGUUCGAGCACAGAUGCCCGAAGCGUCACGCAUACAAGCUUCCCAACCGGAUGCCUGGCACAAGUAUGAUGCUUAUGUACCUCAAAUUAGCAGCCUACGAACCCACUCACUGUGGCCUGAACCCAAGAUCGAGUUGCCCGUGGAUUUCGUCCGGGUCCUGAUUGACACCGGUGUCUACUUGUGGCAACAGGGUCUCUUGGUCGAGGGCAAGGCCGCGCUUGAGACUGCCGAAAAAUGCUUGGAGGAGGUGCCGUUGGACGAUCUAAACAUCUUGUUCAGCGAUAUCGACGACGUCUUGGGCAUUAUCGAUGACCUUACUGGGAUAUCUUGUCGCGCCGACAGCCUGCGCCGAAGGCGCCGCGCACUCCAAAUCCGCAAAAUCGAACACGGCCGCAUAGCCGAAGAGGAUCGGACAAGGAUUGACGAAGUCCGCCUCUACAACGCCGAAGCCAACUUGGGCUGCGCGUACCUCAACGCCGAGUUGUUCGAGGAAGCUGAGACUAUAUUCGAGAACUGUCUAGUCCAAUAUAAAUCGUGGACGACUGUGGAAGAGGAAAUUCCGUUCGAGUAUGCCAAGUACUACAAUCACAUUGCGUUUGUCCGUACCUUCCAAGGUCGGCAUAUCGAGGCCAUUGUGUCUGCUCGCCGGGCCUGCGACCUCCAACAAAUCCAUGGAGGGCCCAACGCGCCGCUGGUCCAAUACAACAGAUUCAACUUGGGGAAUCAAUUAUACCACGCGGGGGAACUGGAGGAAUCUCUGAAGGUUAAUCAAGAAUGUCUACGUGAUAGAAUCCGUGUUUGCGGCAAGGAUAACCUUCUUACGCUAGAAAGCUACUCGGAAGUGGGUGCCCUCCUCUUCGAGAUAGGCAGGUUCGAUGAAGCCAGGUAA